Messenger RNA from Ipomoea triloba (trilobed morning glory), 2523 nucleotides. RefSeq names its product probable beta-D-xylosidase 6. The record is from RefSeq and is a predicted model, not a curated record. Gene Ontology annotation, biological process: arabinan catabolic process; xylan catabolic process. NCBI's taxonomy places the organism in Eukaryota, Viridiplantae, Streptophyta, Magnoliopsida, Solanales, Convolvulaceae. The coding region runs from base 45 to 2426 and encodes 793 amino acids. Gene Ontology annotation, cellular component: plant-type cell wall. Gene Ontology annotation, molecular function: alpha-L-arabinofuranosidase activity; xylan 1,4-beta-xylosidase activity. The transcript has 6 exons.
UUUUGGAAGAUCCUUUUUCAGUUCACUUCACUCUCUGGUUCAGUAUGUUUAACAACUCCAGAUUCCUCUUCUUCUUCUUCCUCUUCGAUUCUUUGUUGUUGCUACAUUCUGGUUCUGCCACCUCGUACUCCAAACCUCAAUUGCCGUGCCAGCCGCCGACCCAUAAUUCCUACCCUUUCUGCGACACCUCGCUCCCCAUUCCGGCCAGAGUCCACUCCCUCGUCUCCCUCCUCACCGUCGACGAGAAAAUCCAGCGCCUCUCCGACAACAACUCCGGCAUCCCGCGCCUGGGAAUUCCGGCCUAUGAGUGGUGGUCGGAGUCCCUCCACGGCAUCGCCAGCAAUGGGCCCGGGAUCAGCUUCGACGGCGCCGUCAAAUCCGCCACCGGGUUCCCCCAGGUCAUGCUCACCGCCGCCGCGUUCAACCGCAGCCUCUGGCGCUCGAUCGCCGCCGCCACCGCCGUGGAGGCCCGGGCCAUGUUCAAUUCGGGUCAAGCGGGGUUGACUUUCUGGGCGCCGAAUGUGAACGUGUUCGUGGAUCCCAGAUGGGGGAGGGGACAAGAGACGCCCGGGGAAGAUCCGAUGGUGGUUUCUGAUUACGCUGUGGAGUAUGUUAGAGGGUUUCAAGGCCAGGGUUUGAAGGGUAAAAAUGGGAGAAAAUAUUCGAUUUCUGGGAAUAGGAUGCUUGAGGAGGAAGAUGAUGAUGGUGAUGACAGGUUGAUGUUGUCAGCAUGUUGUAAGCAUUUAACUGCUUAUGGCUUGGAGAUGUGGCAUGAAUUUUCUAGAUAUAGCUUCAAUGCUGUGGUAACAAAGCAAGAUAUGGAGGACACAUAUCAGCCGCCUUUUAAAAGCUGUGUCGAGAAGGGUAAGGCAAGUUGUUUGAUGUGUGCCUAUAAUGCGGUAAAUGGGAUACCGGCUUGUGCAAACAAGGAUCUCUUAGAGAAGGCUCGAACUGAAUGGGGGUUCCAAGGGUACAUUGCCUCUGAUUGUGAUGCUGUUGCUACUAUAUUCGAAUAUCAGAACUACGCGAAAUCACCCGAAGAGGCAGUUGGAAUUGCCCUUAAAGCAGGAACCGAUAUCAACUGUGGAACAUACAUGUUGCGCAAUAUGAAAUCUGCACUCGAGAAUAAGAUUGUGGUAGAAAGUGAUAUAGACCGAGCUUUGCUUAAUUUGUUUUCUGUACAGUUCCGGCUUGGACUUUUCAAUGGGAAUGCUGUAAAUAGGAAGUUUGAGAGUUUCGGGCCUAAAGACGUGUGCAGUUCAGAGCACAGAAGAUUGGCACUUGAAGCAGCGAGGCAAGGCAUUGUGCUUCUUAAAAACGAGCAGAAGUUCUUGCCUUUGGAUAAGACUCGCGUUUCUUCGCUCGCUGUUAUUGGUCCAAUGGCAAACACGAGCAGCCUUGGUGGUGAUUACACAGGAAUACCGUGCACCCUGAAAAGCGUUCUUGAUGGACUCGGAGAAUAUAUACAUAAAACAUCUUAUGCAGCUGGCUGCUUAGACGUUGCUUGCAACUCCACCGAUGGUUUUGCUGAAGCUGUGUCGAUUGCUAAGAAAGCCGAUUAUGUCAUUGUUGUAGUUGGGCUGGACUUAUCCCAAGAAACCGAAGAUCAUGACCGUGAUAGUCUUCUAUUGCCAGGACAACAAAUGGCACUAGUUAACGAGCUUGCUGGUGCCAGUAACAAACCAUUAGUUUUGGUCCUUACAGGUGGCGGUCCUCUUGAUAUAUCAUUCGCCAAGAAAGACCCGAGAAUUGCCAGUGUUCUUUGGAUUGGUUACCCUGGUGAGGAAGGUCGAAAAGCAGUCUCCGAGAUCAUUUUUGGAGACUACAAUCCAGCUGGGAGAUUGCCUAUCACAUGGUACCCGGAGUCAUUCACUCAGGUGCCAAUGAAUGACAUGAACAUGAGGCCGGAUCCCUCUCGUGGUUAUCCGGGAAGAACCUAUCGGUUUUACACGGGAGACAAAGUAUACGAAUUUGGGCAUGGGCUAAGCUAUUCAAGCUUUAGUCUUGAACUCUUAUCCGCGCCAAGCAGGUUACGCUUAUCCCAAUCUAUCAAGACAGAAUUGAGGAGGAGCGUUCUAAACCGCGGGGGGAACGAGCCCUAUGUUCAUGUGGAUGAAGUGUCAAACUGCGAUUCAUUGGCAUUCUCCGUGCGGGUUUCUUUGAGGAACGAUGGAGGCAUGGAUGGAAGCCGAGUCGUGAUGUUAUUUUCUAGGGCGCCGAGGUCUUAUGCAGGAGCACCACAGAAACAAUUGAUUGGAUUCGAUCGAGUCCAUGUGUCUGCCAAUGGAGCAACUGAAACAAGCAUUUCUAUAGAGCCUUGCCAGCAUCUGAGCAUUGUGAAUGUGGAGGGGAGCAGAGUAUUGCCCUUAGGUGAUCAUACUCUGAGUUUAGAAGAGAUAGAGCAUGUUGUUUCAGUUGAAAUAUGAUCCCAAUUUGUCAAUUCAAAGAUUUUAUCAUAAAAAAAAAAAAAAGAUUUAUCAUUGAAAUAAUGAAGUGGAAACUCCAUGAUAGUAGCUCUACCCA